GCAGGCGACUGGUUGGAGCUUUACACCUGGUGGCCAAGACUCAAUCGAGAAGUUGAAGUUGAAGUACCGAGUAUCCGAUUUACCCAAAAGUAUAGGAGAUUUUUUGGAGUGACGCCUCUCGUGCGGUUUUGUUUUGCUUUGGACUUUCCACCACAACGGAAACAAUUUCGGUGUGAAAAUUUGCAUAAAAUUACCUACGCGAAACCGUCAAAGAAAACCGAAAACGUUAAGGAAAACGAUUUAAAGCCUUUUGGUUUGGGCAGUUUUUCAAGCUUGCAAAGUGCGUGUGAAACUGGUCGCGGUCCUGUGGAUUUACAUAACACCCGAAAGGACCGUCUUCGGUGCUUAGUGGCUCAAUAUCAAUCUAAGGCUUUGUUUCGAUCCGAAAUUCGAUAAAUCUCGACUCCAGAAUGCAGCCCCUCAAGCGCUUCACACAAUGCGGCAGCCUGACCAUGCUCUUUGGCAUCUUUAUCAUCCUGUUCGGGGUCAGUUCCACGGCACUGACCACUUUUGGCAAGACCAACAACCAACCGCCGCCCACACACGUCCCCAUUGUAAAAGGACGAGAGUGCACUGCCCACGAUGAUUGCACGGCGAUAGAUCGGACCAGCUGCGUCAAGGAUCCAAAUGACUACAAGUUGCGUUGCCUCUGUGGUGAUGACUCCCCUCCUUCGGGUAGUAACUGUCCGGAUGUCCUUAAAGGCCUGCGACACAAGUGCAACAGCAACAACGACUGCGAGGAUGGAAUGGUCUGCCAGUAUGAGAACAGCAACCGGACCAUCGGAGUGGCCAAGUUCAUGUCCAGCAAGACCAAGCUGUGCCUGUGCGACAACGAUAACGGAUAUGUGGAGGACAUCCUGCACGACAUCUGCAGUGGCGCCAAUUUCCAAGUCCUGGUUAGCUUCUUGGCCUCGAUAUGUUCGCUUCUGGCGCCCUUUUUGGUAUCCGCUCACAUGCGAAAGCAUUUCUAGAAGGCGACCGGAGGAGCUGGAAGUCGUAGUUUGGCCUAUAUCUCCCCUAGUGAUCCAUCAAAUGUGCCUCAGUGAAACCAACAGAAACAAAAACUCAUCGUACCCUCUCCCCCUCUCAUAUAA
Messenger RNA from Drosophila eugracilis, 1094 nucleotides. RefSeq lists its product as uncharacterized. Lineage: Eukaryota; Metazoa; Arthropoda; Insecta; Diptera; Drosophilidae. Bases 411 to 971 code for a protein of 186 amino acids. The transcript is spliced from 4 exons. The record is from RefSeq and is a predicted model, not a curated record.